GGCUACAGCGGUGGACUCCGCUCCAGACAGCCGCUCCUCACUCACUCUCCCUCGGAUCAUUUCUACAGCAACUCACGGACGAGUUACAGUAAACAUUGCUGCUUCCUCUGGGGGGUUUCUACACGGGGACUAUGGCUGUGUUGAAGCUACAAGACCAGCCGUCUCUGUUAAGAGCCAUCUUCAAUGUCGACCCAGAUGAAGUUCGCUCCCUCAUAUUCAAGAAAGAGGAUGUCAACGUUCAGGACAAUGAGAAGAGGACACCUUUGCAUGCUGCAGCCUACCUGGGAGACGCUGAGAUCAUUGAACUGCUCAUCCUCUCAGGAGCCAGAGUUAAUGCCAAAGAUAACAAGUGGUUGACUCCUCUUCAUCGAGCUGUCGCCUCUUGUAGUGAGGAUGCAGUGGCAGUGUUGCUGAAGCACAGUGCAGACGUUAACGCCCGUGACAAGAACUGGCAGACGCCGCUCCAUGUUGCAUCUAGCAACAAGGCAGUACGCUGUGCCGAGGCUCUGGUCCCGCUGCUUAGCAACGUCAAUGUGUCUGACCGAGCAGGACGCACUGCCCUGCACCACGCUGCCUUCAGUGGACAUGUAGAGAUGGUGAAGUUGCUGCUGUCCAGAGGAGCAAACAUUAAUGCAUUUGACAAGAAGGACAGGAGAGCCAUCCACUGGGCAGCCUACAUGGGUCACCUGGAGGUGGUGAAGUUAUUGGUGGCCAGCGGAGCAGAGGUUGACUGUAAGGACAAAAAAGCCUACACCCCGCUCCAUGCAGCCGCCUCCAGUGGCAUGAGCAGCACAGUGCACUACCUACUCAGCCUGGGGGUCCACGUCAACGAGCUGAACGGCUAUGGCAACACUCCUCUCCAUUUGGCCUGUUACAAUGGACAGGAUGUGGUGGUCAGUGAGCUCAUCAAGGCGGGGGCCAACGUCAACCAGGUGAAUGAGAGGGGUUUUUCCGCUCUCCACUUUGCCUCCUCCUCACGCCAGGGGGCGCUGUGCCAGGAGCUGCUGUUGGCCCACGGAGCUCACAUCAACAUGCGGAGUAAGGAUGGUAAAACCCCCCUCCACAUGGCAGCUACCCAUGGAAGGUUCUCCUGCUCUCAGGCCCUCAUUCAAAAUGGUGCUGAGAUUGAUUGUGAGGACAAGAGCAGAAACACUGCCCUUCACAUCUCUGCCCGCUAUGGCCAUGAGCUCAUCAUCACAGCACUCAUCAAACACGGAGCCAACACCGCCAAGAGGGGCAUUCAUGGGAUGUUCCCUCUACACCUGGCAGCUCUUAACGGCUUCUCGGAUUGCUGCAGGAAGCUGCUGUCCUCAGGGUUUGAUAUAGACACCCCUGAUGACUUUGGAAGGAGCUGUCUACAUGCUGCUGCAGCUGGCGGGAACCUGGAGUGUCUGAACCUGCUGUUAAACAUUGGGGCGGACUUUAACAGGAAAGACAACUUUGGGAGGACUUCACUACACUAUGCAUCGGCCAACUGUAACUACCACUGUGUGUUUGCCUUGGUGGGCUCUGGGGCAAGCAUCAACGAGCUGGACCAGAGAGGCUGCAGCCCUCUGCACUACGCUGCUGCAGCUGACACUGAUGGAAAGUGCGUGGAGUAUCUGUUGAGGAACGAUGCCGAUCCAGGAAUGAGAGACAAACAGGGUUACGGUGCUGUGCACUAUGCCUCAGCUUAUGGACGCACACUCUGCCUGGAACUGAUGGCAAGUGAGACACCUCUUGAUGUGUUAAUGGAGACAUCAGGAACAGACAUCAUGAGUGACUCAGAGAGCCAGGCCCCCGUCAGCCCACUCCACCUGGCGGCUUACCAUGGACACUGUGGAGCUUUAGAGGUUCUCUUGUCAUCCUUGCUGGAGGUGGAUGUUUACAGUCCAGAGGGCCGAACCCCCCUCAGCCUGGCCUGCUCCAAGGGUCACCAGGAGUGUGUCUCUAUGCUUCUGCACCAUGGCUCCUCACCCAUGACCCGUGACUAUACACAGAAAAAGACAGCCAUACACGCUGCAGCUAUGAAUGGCCACCCAGAGUGCCUGCGCCUGCUCAUGAGCAUCAACGACCAACACAUCAAUGUGGAUGUACAAGACAUCAAUGGACAGACUCCUCUGAUGUUGGCAGUGCUGAAUGGACACACAGAGUGUGUGUUCUCUCUACUCAGUCAAGGAGCCAGUGUCGACUAUCAGGACCGCUGGGGGAGGACGGCACUCCACCGAGGGGCGGUGACGGGCCAGGAGGAGAGUGUGGAGGCCCUCCUCCAGCGUGGGGCCAGUGUGCAUGUCAGAGACAUCCUGGGCCGCUCCCCUGUUCACCUGGCAUCCGCCUGUGGCCGUGUGGGUGUCCUGGGUGCCCUUCUGCAGGCCACUACCAGCACCACCUCACACACACACCUCACUGACAACCAGGGAUACACACCACUGCACUGGGCCUGCUACAACGGAUAUGAUGCCUGUGUGGAGGUGUUGUUAGACCAAGAGGUGUUCAAGAACAUUAAGGGCAACUCUUUCAGUCCACUGCACUGUGCUGUUAUGAGCGAUAAUGAGGGAGUGGCUGAGAUGUUAAUUGACUCCCUGGGCACAACUAUCGUCAACACCACUGACUCCAAGGGCAGGACCCCCCUUCACGCUGCAGCUUUUUCCGACCACGUGGAGUGUGUUUCCCUUCUGCUGAGCCAGGGAGCUCAGGCAAACGUAGUUGACACGCACACGCACAGCACACCGUUGAUGAUGGCAGCUCUAAACGGGCAAACCAACACCGUGGAGAUGUUGGUGAGCAGUGCUAAAGCAGACUUCACACUACAGGAUACAAACAGGAACACAGCUUUACAUCUGGCUUGCAGCAAGGGUCACGAGACGAGUGCCCUGUUGAUUCUGGAGAAGAUCAGCGAUAAGAACCUCAUCAACUGCACCAACACUUCUCUCCAGACGCCCCUGCAUGUAGCGGCCAGGAAGGGAUUGACAGUGGUGGUCCAGGAGCUGCUGAGGAAAGGAGCCAGUGUUUUAGCAGUGGACGAGAACGGUUACACUCCUGCUCUGGCCUGCGCUCCCAAUCGUGAUGUUGCCGACUGUCUGGCGCUCAUCCUCAACUCCAUGUUGCCUACCUCCCCUAUGGUCACCAUAGCAGCUCUGCCUGCACACUCUCUAAGUCAGACUGUCAUCAACCACAACUCCACCAACAACCAUGUCUCCAAGGGCGUGGCCUUUGACACCCUUCCCUCUCUGAGGCCCGACCAUGCUUCCUACUGCAGACCGGAGCGGUCGCUGACAUCCCUCAUUGGGGAUGAUGAACUGAAUGACUCAGAUUCAGAAACAUACUGAGGACAUACCUGCUAUUGGGCAGAGCCCCACAAUAGUGACAAGCUAGCCAGCCACUCAGGAGCCUUAAUAAAUCACUGACAAGGAACUAAAAGAGAGAAAAGAGGGAGAAAAUAGAGCCAGUGUGCAGAUUAUUUUUAGGUAAGCUUUUUCAAAUCUAAAAAUAACCUUUGAUGUAAAACGCGUUUGUUUUCUUCAGGUGCAUUCCCAUGGGAUGGAAAAUAAUGUACUAAAAGAUAGAAUAAGGUCAAUACACACUAUGUCUAUCCCAGACACCUUCACUGUAUGGCCAGUGUCUUUUUAAUUUUGAACCAAUGUUGUUUUCCUUUUUCAAUUAAGUACCUACUCUUUGCUGAUACUUUUUGGAGUGAUUUUAAGCCUUUACAGUUUUCCCUUCAACUAACGCUAGAAGAGCAUCUACUGGAGAAACACUCAGAGGACUUUUUUGGCAUGAUUGUCUAAAGAAAAUACAGAGGACAAUCUUAUGGGACCAGGAGAUUGAUUAGUUUUCCCUACUUCACUUGAGUUUUUAGUCAUGGCAGACACUGAUGGCUGUCACAUUGCUAAGGCUGCGUAAUUGUUAAUUAACCACUUUUCAAUUCCUUGGAUAGGAAUUCAUUAUUUAAUCCUUUUAAUGUAUUCCACGUGGGGACUAAAUCCAUGGGAACUGAUUAGGACAGCAGGUGACUGUCAGACCCAUUUACUGUACGAUUGGUCCAGGAGUCCGUGGAUAGAUGACCCGAAUGAGCUGCUCAAUGAACUUUUAACUUGCAAUGCUGUAACUUCUCAAUGACUGUGUACUGUACAGGAGACUGGGGAAAGUUGCUGACACUGUGUGUGUGUGCGCGUGUGUGUGUGUGUGUGUGUGUAUAUGUGUGUGUGUUUGUGUGUGCGCGCGUGUGUGUGAGAAAGAGAAAUUGAUAAAUAUUGCCUUUUUUAGGAAUUAGCAACUUUCAGGCAAAGGAUGAACGCUACUGGUGAUGUUU
This is a messenger RNA of Anoplopoma fimbria (sablefish), 4291 nucleotides long. It is a transcript of the gene ankrd28a, whose product is annotated as serine/threonine-protein phosphatase 6 regulatory ankyrin repeat subunit A. The record is from RefSeq and is a predicted model, not a curated record. Gene Ontology annotation, molecular function: protein binding. The coding region runs from base 132 to 3308 and encodes 1058 amino acids. The transcript is spliced from 29 exons. Lineage: Eukaryota; Metazoa; Chordata; Actinopteri; Perciformes; Anoplopomatidae.